Perkinsus marinus ATCC 50983 is the source of this 219-nucleotide messenger RNA. RefSeq lists its product as hypothetical. The coding region runs from base 1 to 219 and encodes 72 amino acids. NCBI's taxonomy places the organism in Eukaryota, Perkinsozoa, Perkinsida, Perkinsidae. The record is from RefSeq and is a predicted model, not a curated record. The transcript is spliced from 3 exons.
AUGGUGGGCGGAAAGCACUCUGUGCACUCAGAGCCUGUGAGCACUUUGAAAGGCACUUUAGUGAACAGGGAUAAGAGACAACGUACUCGCAGAACGCAAGAUACGAUCGGCUGCCGACGAGGGUGUAUACUAGUCAGAUGUGGUUCCACGUUGCAGACAAAGUACAUGGAAAAAGUCCUGACGGAACUAUACACCCCUGAUGGAUCCCCUGAUGUAUAG